Molecule: messenger RNA, 3708 nt
Organism: Pecten maximus
Lineage: Eukaryota; Metazoa; Mollusca; Bivalvia; Pectinida; Pectinidae
Product: beta-1,3-galactosyltransferase 5-like
Exons: 3
Coding region: 312-1418 (368 amino acids)
Cellular component (GO): membrane
Molecular function (GO): hexosyltransferase activity
Source: RefSeq, a predicted model, not a curated record
GAUUUGACACGAGCGGAGGACUCCCAAUGUCUGUGAUCCCGUCAAUGGUUUGUUUACCAGAAUUGCUCAAAGCGUACCCAGAGAAAUGCAACUGCAAUUCAUAACAUACAGGAAUUCACAUUUAAAUGUUUAUCCUUUUAAGCGACUCUGUCUUCAAUUGGAAUCCAGGCAGGUGACGUGUUGACUGGUAAUAGGGAAACAUUUACGACAGGUUCGGGAAAUGGAUUAAAAUAAAUACAGCAAAACAGAAAACAGCUUGAAGUGGUACUCCCUAACACUGCGAGGAACAAUUCUCACUAAAGAACAACAAGAUGCAUAGAUUGAUAUCAUAUAUAAAAUUCAUUUCAAUUGGCAUGAUAGUUGCCACAACUCUAUUCACUGUUACGGUCAUUCACGAAUUGUACCGACCGAGAGCGAUAAUGGACUAUCGUGAUGUCUCCAAAGGACAGCAAUCAUCGGUGCGUUGGGUCCUUGGCAACGAUGAUGAUGAUAAUCAUAACGAUCACGUGGUUCGUCGCCGGAUAAUGGCAAAGACGAAAUAUUCAAUCAUGGUAGACGCACCGUAUAAUAUCAACAACAACAAAAUAUGUCGUGGAGUAGAUAAGGUUUCUGUCCUUGUGAUGGUGCAUACCGCCCCAAACCAUUUCUUUAUCCGUUCUGAAAUGCGACGGACUUGGCUUAACACGACAUUCUACAGUCCUGAGAGUGUUCGUGUAGUUUUCCUGCUCGGCCUGGUAACAGAUGUCACUUUGCAAGUGAAGCUAGAGAUGGAAUCCAACAAAUAUCAAGACAUUAUACAAGGAAAGUUUAUAGAUUCUUAUCGGAAUUUAACCAAUAAAGGUGUAAUGGGAUACCGCUGGAUUACCGAGAACUGUAUGAAUGCAGAGAUGGUUGUUAAAGUCGAUGAUGAUUCUUUGAUCAAUUUCUUUAAAUAUUUCGAGGAAACUCGUAAUAAGUUAGCACACAAAAAGAAAAAUAUAUUCUGUAAUCGUAUUGAGCCAAAUACAAUGCCGAUUAUCCGAAAACGCAACAGUAAGUGGUAUGUCCAUGCCGACGAAUAUAGGUAUUUCUCAUUGUAUCCCCACAUGUACUGCAGUGGCUUUGUUGUAUUUAUAUCAACGGAUCUGGUACCAGCUUUAUUCCACGCAGCUAUCGGUGCACCUUUCUUCUGGGUGGAUGACUUUUUCUUGUUUGGUUUGCUCCCGUCCCGGGUGAAAAAUGUAAAUUUUGAUAAUUAUGGUAAAAAUUUAACUUUUAGUCAUCCAGAAGGCCUUAAAUGCUACAAAGAAAAACAUUCCAAUUGUACAUAUUUAGUGAUGCCUGCAAAAAACAAAGAAAUCGACGUUAUGUGGAAAGCUGUGAUAGAGGAUCGUAAACAAAGCAGUUAUGGUUACUAUUACAUGCGGUUAAAUCCAUAAAACCAAGACUCGCUUACGCCAGGUUGAAUUCGGCUUAUCGUCUUUACUAUAUCGUAUGCAUGCACACUGAAAGUAAUCUGGAUAUUUAUUGGCUACUGCGAUUCGGAUUUGGAAAUUACGUUCCUCGCGGCAGCCAUUUCUGAAAUUUUCAUGCCUAGAAUUUUCCCGUUUAAUUUCGUUAUGUAUGUCGUUCUAUAAACGGCAUCAAAAAAUGUCAGAUUUUCUACGAAAUCUUCUUAACUAUGCAUUGUUAAUCUAUUAAACUUCGAAUACAGAUAUAACGGUUCUUUGUCCUGAAGUCGUCGAUUUGCAGAUGUAAGUUAUGCUUUACCCCAUGAACUAUAAUACUAUUGUAUAUAAGAACACUUACCACGUUGCAAGUUUAAAUUAUCCCUUGAAAUAAUUAAGUUUGACCUACCCCUGGCACAUAUAUUAGGACUUAUAUGCUAAAGUCAUCAACACACGAUUCCAUAUCGACAAAAAAAAAAACAUUCGGAGGACGACUCUAGUCUGAUUUAUAAUCAAUUAAAAGUAAAUAUCAGACCAUUUACUGGGAGCUAUGAGGCAAUACUGGCUUUCCAUAUAUUACACACAUGGUAAUUAUGAGGUGAUAAUAGAUAAUACACAUAAGAACUAUGAGGCGAUACUGACUUCCCAUUGGCUAUGCACAUAAGAACUAUGAGGCAAUACUGACUUCCCAUUGGCUACGCACAUAAGAAUCAUGAGGCGAUGCUGACUUCCCAUUGGCUACUCACAUAAAAAUUAUGAAGCGAUACUGACUUCCCAUUGGCUACGCACAUAGAAACUGUGAGGCGAUCCUGCCCGUUCCCCCAGAAAGAUCCGAUAAUGUUCGCUUCCUCUGGCAAUUACAAGUUUUUUUUUGCGCGAGAUUGAACGUGAAUCUAUUUUAGUGUGAUGACGAAAAUGUUUGAAGUUGACAGGCCAUUCGGUGGUGAAAUAUUUUUGAAGACAUUUUUCUUAAGUACCAGAAAUAAACAAAGGACAAUAACUUCUGCUGAAAAUGCUAAAUCAUUUUGUUCAGGGAAACAUAUCUUAAAAUCGCCAUCUCUUCUUAUCUGUUGUGAAAAAAAUGUAAUCAUUCUUGGAAUGUUGAUAAAAAAAUAUGAAGGCAUGAAAGAAACUGGUAAAAUGUCAUUGUAUAAUACACAUUACCCAUUAUGCAGAUGGCACUAGAGUAGCAUUGGAGGGUUCUUGAAAAAACUUUAAGAUGCAUUCUUCUUAACCCAACCCAAUUAGUAAAAUUCCCUGGACCAGAUAUUGAUUUAAUAUGUAACUGGAUUGGGGUUAAAUCAUGUACUAUGUAAUACCAAACAAAACAGACAAUAUACUAUGGCUCUUCCACAAUGCUUUAAAUAUAUCUACUAUACCAUACAAAACAGAUUCUAUACUGUGAUUUUACCACACUGUCUAAGAUAUAUUUACUAUGUAGUUCCAAUCAAAACAGACAUGAUACUGUGUCUCUACUAUGUAAUUCCAUACAUAUCAGACAUUCAACUGUGGCAGUAUCAUACCGAUAUUUCUACUUUGCAAUAACAAAUGUACACAGAGGGAUCUGACUUAAUAACUCAUGUAUUAACCAAUUAAAAGUAAAUACCUGACAAAAAUAUCUGAAGAGCUAGAAUUCAUAAAACAUGCCAAAUGCUGGAAAUCACUCAUACAAUUUGUUUUAAGCAACAUCAUAUUGUAAACAUCAAUGGUUCCAAUAUAGAAUCAGUCACAACAAAUAUGUAACCACAAAACAAAUAAAAAGAAAAUAACCUCUCAACUCUGUUUUGCAAAUGAUAUCCAUUAGGGAGUGUCAAGUAGUAAAACAAUUCGAGAGGAAACUUAACUUCGGUAAUACAAUCAAGCAAAUAAGAUUAACGGUAUUCAAAAUAUUGACAUUUAUUUUCAGCAAGCAUAGAAAAUCACAAGAAAUAGCAUAUCUUAAUAUUUUCCUUGAUAAAAAUAUUCUAUAAUUAUAAACAAAAAUAACAGAAGGCUUUCUGAACAUAGCAAAUUUGAAGAACAAUUUUGAAAUUGUCACUCAAUAUAAUGCAUGAAUCAUUAUUCUUUAUCAAAUUAAUAUUUAUCAUGUGUGAAUGUAUGUAUGUAUGAAAGAAAAUAUUUGUUUUCUUUCUUCAUCCCUUUAUUUGGAGUAGUUAUGUAAUCAAAAUAGUCUCCAUAGAAAAAUUCAAUAUAGUAUAAACAAUAUCCUGAUUAAUUGCUAUCUACUUUAUCCAGCUAUAUGUAUAUUUUUUGGAAAAAUAAAUAACGAAAGUGAAAUCAA